AUGACUUUACCAGUUUUUGCUUAUUGGGCAUUACCCAUAGGACUUGGCAUUACAGUGGGAAUUGUUGCUGCUAUUGCCACACAUAGAGAGGAGUUUGAAGACUUUUUGGAGGAUCAUGCCUUAAUUGCUGCAAAAAGAGUUACUGAAGUUCUCGAGGCUCAAAAAGCGAAAAGAAAAUAUGCAAAUACUCCAGCUUCUGAAUCUGUCGUCGAGCAAUACGCAACUUCAUCAAACGACUCGAAAAAUGCCGAUAUUACAGUUAAAAGGAAGGCUCGUGGAUUCACGAAGAAGGAUAUUGAUUAUUGGUUGUUGUCGCAAGAGGAAACUGGAGAAAAGGAAGAAACAGAGGAAGAGGAAGCAACAGUUCAAGGAUCUUCUACAGGCACUUCAUCAUAUGUUUUUGCUUCUCCGGUCUCGAAGAGAAGUUAUGCCAAAGCUACUUAG
Brettanomyces bruxellensis is the source of this 444-nucleotide messenger RNA. RefSeq lists its product as uncharacterized. The record is from RefSeq and is a predicted model, not a curated record. Bases 1 to 444 code for a protein of 147 amino acids. The transcript has a single exon. NCBI's taxonomy places the organism in Eukaryota, Fungi, Ascomycota, Pichiomycetes, Pichiales, Pichiaceae.